Messenger RNA from Lepisosteus oculatus (spotted gar), 3269 nucleotides. Its product is annotated as tumor necrosis factor receptor superfamily member 25. Lineage: Eukaryota; Metazoa; Chordata; Actinopteri; Semionotiformes; Lepisosteidae. The record is from RefSeq and is a predicted model, not a curated record. Gene Ontology annotation, cellular component: plasma membrane. Gene Ontology annotation, molecular function: protein binding; transmembrane signaling receptor activity. Gene Ontology annotation, biological process: signal transduction; apoptotic process; immune response.
CUGAUCGACGGCUUUCCCUGAAGCGGCGUCAAUUUUUGCCACUGCUGAGUGUCGUCGUUUCAGUUUCUUUCUUGUAAAAUGGGGCAGCAGAAAUUCAUUAUCUGUGAACAUCUCAUCUCCCGUCUGCCUGCCUCGCACCUUUAAUGAUUGAACAGCAUCUGGUAACAGGCGGCAGUUCAAAGCCGUUAGCGACCGAAGAGAAACCAAAAAAGUUUUCCGAGACGCACUUCCUAUUUAGCAGUUUUUAAUGUUUGCAGCCUGCGCUUGUGUUCAAACUGACACCUAACCUUCACUGAACACAUGAUGUUAGGAAUAGCAUUCUAGCAGUAACGUUUUUUUAUUAUUAUUAUUUAAAGGGAAGUCGAUUUCCUUGUUUUCAUAUUUAUGUAUUUAUGCAUUUAUUUAUUCGUUUUCAUCUGUUAUGGCUGAAAUGGUGGAGAAUUCGUACUCUUAACACUGUUUAAGAGUUCAUAACAGCCCGUUCCAAGCCAUCGAGAAUCGUUAAAUAUGAAGUUGUCGGGAUGGUUCUGUUUGUGGCUUCUGCCUCUGACCUUGGCUUCCCACACCUGGAAGGAGAGCGCCCCCUACAGCACAGCGCAGUGGACUUCUGCCACUCUCGCCAGGACAUCCAGAACAACACACAGGAAAGGAAAUGGGCGCGUGCGCAGGCACACCGUCUCCUGUGGGGAACACCAAUUCUUGGACAGAGAAGCAAAUCGCUGCUGCAAUAAAUGUCUUCCAGGUCACUACAAACAAUCGUCCUGCUCAGACAAUACCAACCAGACUCGCUGUGCUCCAUGCAAAGAGGGAAGUUUCAUGGACCAAUACAACCAUGUGCUAACAUGUCACAGGUGUCGUUCGUGCGAUCAUGCAAAAUUGGAGGAGGUGAAGAAGAGCUGCAACUCCACGUCCAACACAGUGUGCGGUUGUAAGAAGGGCAGUUAUCGCAAGAACGACAGUCAAGACUUCCCCUGUGCCAAGUGCAGUCUGUGUCACAACCGGACCAUCAAGGAGAACUGCUCUGAAAAUGCAGACACUCAGUGCGGCGAUUGUGUUCCUGGGCUUUAUCAAGACAAACACGGAGAGUGCCAGCCUUGCCGCAAGCAGGACUGCACAGAGGACAACAAAGACGCACCUCCAGAGGACUGGAAGCAGACCUUCACGAUCCUCUUCAGUUUGCUGGUGUUCUUGAUGCUGGGGGGGCUGGUCACUCUGAGUCUCCGCCAGUACUUUACCAUAGGGGGAGGACUGCGCCAAGCUGCUGGCCAGUCUCCUGGGGAAUCGAAAGUGCCUAUCCACUCUGGGGUUUCAGGAAUGCCUGGAAUUAUCACCGACUCCCAGUUAGAACAUACCACCCUGCUGCAGUCAGCCCUCCCUCCUCUUGACAGACCUGCAGUUCCCUCACCUGAUGUCCAGACUGACAAAUGGGCCGUGGCGGCAAAAGAGGAGCCUCCCGCCGACGCCUGGCCCCCCGCGGUGCUGUACGCCAUCAUCGAGGAGGUGCCCGUGCGGCGCUGGAAGGAGUUCAUGCGCGUGCUGGCUCUGCCGGACGGGGAGAUGGAGCGCGUGGAGCUGGAGCUCGCCCCCAGCUACCGCGAGCGGCAGUACCAGAUGCUGCGGCUCUGGAGCCAGAGACGGGGCGCGGAGCUGCAGAGCGUCCACGCGGCGCUGCACAGCAUGGACCUGCCGGGCUGCUCGCAGGAGCUGCAGGAGAAACUAGUCUUCCUGAUGACCCCCAAACCCACAGCCCCAGCUCUGUCCUACCCCUCCCUGAUCCAGUACAGGCCCGAGGCUGGGGAGGCUUCCGCAGGGCCUGCACAAUAACACCACAGCUGACCACACCGAACAACAGCAGAGCAAACAGGCAAGCAAAGGGACAGGCUAUGUCUCCCCCUGAGCAACCAGGAGACAGGCUUCAAUGAAAGCCCCACUGCAGAAGGAAAAAGACAGAUACUGCUCCGCUUGUAGAACUCCACAGCUGCAGGCAGGAUGGAACAGAGCCCUCCCCCCAUUGCCAGAAUGGACCUUGCACUGAGCAGUUGCCAGCCACAGCAACCCAGUGCCCUGGGCUGUCACUCAGCAACACAGUCCCAAGUGGAUCACAGCAAUGGCACCAGUUACUACAAGCCAUGCCCCCACACUGAUAGGUUCUCAGGUGCUAAUCACUCUUUACAGCAGGAUACAAGUUGCAGGUCAACAGUGCCCUACUUUAGGCUCUGGCCACCUCUUACAAAGGAAGUACAGUAAGGACUUUUCCUGGGUGGAAACUGGGGAUUGGUAGCACAUAGGCUGCAUACCCAACUUUGGCUUCUGAUAGAAUGUCUUGGCUAUGGAAAGCACUGUUCUAGCAGGAAACAGAGGGCAACCCACCAUUGUAAAGAAGCUCUUUGUAAAGGGGACUAUGGUACGGCUCAUGAUCUCAUGAUCAUUUAAUGCGAAGCCACACGUGAAAUUGGCAGUAAUCGUCACAGCCUUCAGCACUACCGAUGCUUCAAACCAUCGAAUCCAAACCAGUUCUCAGAAUCUCGAGCACAAAUGAUGAAACACAACUCCUUUAAAAGGCACAGAGGCAAAGCUGUAAAUUUCCUGUCGACAGAAAUGAUCUGCGCGUUCUCACACACCACCCUUACCUCCUCACUUGGUCUUGCCCGAGACAAACCGUGUUCAGUGGAAACCUGUACGAGUGCACACACACACACACUUCACAUGGACAGACACUAAAAAAAAAAAAAGCUGACACACACUUUCACUUAUCGUUAAGAUCUCCACAGACGCACCAUAGUGCGCAGGAAGCACAGUACAGGUAGACCACAGGAAAUCAAGUCCAUCUCGGCAGGAAGCAGAAAUGCUGUGCAUUCAAGAUGUUCUUUGGAAGGGAGGAGUUCCACUGCAAGGGAAGUGAGUGAGUCAACCAUUCCGCAGAAGACGACAGAAAAGAAUACCAUGAAAAGAUCAAGAUUAUGGGCAAUACAGGGAACUUUCUUUUUCUUCAACUUAUCAGUGUGAAUUUCAAAACGCAUUACUAAAAGUAUUUGCCAUUUUCUUGAAGAAUGUCUAUGUCCAAUAAAUAUAUAGAAAUAUAUAUUGUAAGUAGAAUUUUUAAUUCAAUAUACUUUGUCCUGUGUAACACAGAUGUGUGUAGACAGUUUUAAUGUCAUUUUUGUUUUUUUCCAGAUUAAAUAAAAGGCGUAACCUUACCCCUGGAACUUUUUAUCAACACAGUAAUUUAUUGAUUACGUGAUGUAAAAAUAAACAUUGCUGCAAUCUGA